CUGUAAUAUAGGAGGAGGCGUUUGCUCAAAGAACCGGAGAUCUGGCAACCCAGCAGAGUCAAUGCACCUUGAGCUUUAGUGGUAAUAAUAACCUGCUUUUCCCCCUUCAUCACCAGCAGGGUUAUAGAGCUCCAGCAAGGAGAAAGAAAGGGAGCGACAGUUAUAUACCAGCUAUGCCGUGUAGAUAGAAGCUGCGUGACUGAAAAGCGCAGAAAUGAGCGACGCGAAAGGGCCCGCAACACGCAGGAGGAGGACCACCACCUCCGGUAGUGGAGGAGCGGGCAGCGUGAAACAAGCCAACGGCACCAAGGUGCAGGAUGCAGGGGGGAAACCUCCUGUGGGUUCUGCUGCAGCCAAACCAGCGGCUUUCAAGCAGCGCAGCAAUGGGAAUGUGGACAGAGAGGAGUCAGGGAGAAAACAGGAGCCUCAGUCCAGGAGCAGCCAGAGGAGUGCUGUGGAAGACAUCAACGACCAACUCAGCUGCCACAUUCUUCAGGAAUCUCUCCUGAGCUCAGCCAGCGGCUAUAGCAACUACAGAGGAAUCCUUAACUGGUGUGUCGUCAUGCUGGUGCUUAGUAACGCGCGACUCUUCUUGGAGAACAUUAUCAAAUAUGGCAUUCUAGUAGAUCCGAUCCAAGUAGUGUCUCUUUUCUUAAAGGACCCUUAUAGCUGGCCAGCAGCCUGCCUAAUAAUUGGGUCCAACCUGUUCAUCCUGACAAGCUUAUAUGUAGAGAGGCGUCUGGCGGUGGGUACGAUCUCUGAAACUACAGGAUGGAUUCUCCACAUGUUCAACCUUGUAUGCAUGUUGAUUUUCUCCUCUGCCAUAGUCCUCACUGUGACCUCCAUGACCCCAGUGGGUGGGGUGUUUUCUCUAGGAAUCUACACAGUGCUGUUUCUCAAGCUUUACUCUUAUCAGGACGCCAACAGGUGGUGCAGAGAAAUCAGACAAGCCAAAGCUAAAAGACUAACACGAUCAUAUUCAUGUCCAGAUGUUCAACAAUCAAAUGGCUCAGCAGUUCAUUCUCUUGUCCCCUACCCAGGGAACCUGACACACAGAGACAUGUACUACUUUGUGUUUGCUCCAACUCUUUGCUACCAGCUCAACUUCCCACGAUCUCCACGAAUACGAAAACGGUUCCUUAUAAGAAGGCUUUUUGAAAUGCUUUUUCUUAUGCAGCUGUUGGUGGGAUUAAUACAACAGUGGAUGGUUCCCACUAUUCAAAACUCAAUGAAACCAUUCCGGGAAAUGGACUUUUCUCGGAUGGUGGAGCGAAUGCUCAAAUUAGCUGUCCCUAACCAUCUAAUAUGGUUAAUUUUCUUUUACUGGUUUUUCCACUCUUCUAUGAAUUUUGUGGCAGAGCUGCUGCAGUUUGGAGACAGGGAGUUCUACAGGGACUGGUGGAACUCUGAGACUGUAACGUAUUUCUGGGCUAACUGGAAUAUCCCCGUCCACAAAUGGUGUCUAAGACAUUUCUAUAAGCCAAUGCUGAAAAGAGGGACCAACAAGUUUCUGGCCCAAACUGCUGUCUUCUUAGUUUCUGCCUUCUUCCAUGAGUACCUGGUCAGUGUUCCCCUGAAGAUGUUCAGACUUUGGGCCUUUAUGGGAAUGAUGGCUCAGGUUCCCCUGGCUUGGUUUGUGGGUCGCUACCUGAACGGAAACUAUGGCAAUGCGGCGGUCUGGCUCUCGCUCAUCAUUGGACAGCCCAUCGCUGUGCUGAUGUAUUUUCAUGACUACUAUGUUACUCAUCAUGUAAGCACGAAAUAGAAACGGACGAAGGAAAAAAACUGAAAUGAGCCAAAA
Molecule: messenger RNA, 1801 nt
Organism: Cyprinodon tularosa
Lineage: Eukaryota; Metazoa; Chordata; Actinopteri; Cyprinodontiformes; Cyprinodontidae
Product: diacylglycerol O-acyltransferase 1-like
Exons: 17
Coding region: 215-1765 (516 amino acids)
Biological process (GO): triglyceride biosynthetic process
Cellular component (GO): endoplasmic reticulum membrane
Molecular function (GO): diacylglycerol O-acyltransferase activity
Source: RefSeq, a predicted model, not a curated record